Molecule: messenger RNA, 1678 nt
Organism: Prosopis cineraria
Lineage: Eukaryota; Viridiplantae; Streptophyta; Magnoliopsida; Fabales; Fabaceae
Product: B3 domain-containing transcription factor VRN1
Exons: 4
Coding region: 172-1440 (422 amino acids)
Molecular function (GO): DNA binding
Source: RefSeq, a predicted model, not a curated record
AUUGCUAUUUGUUUGACUCAAAAGCAGAGAUGAGGGCGUGGAGGAGAAGAGGGCUGAAGUAGAUCCGAAAGCUUUGGAAAUUCUGCUCUCUGCAAACCCCAAAGGUUUGAAGAAGAAGGGAUUUCAAAUGCUUUGAAUCUUCGUUUUUCCGGCUUUCCAAACACUCGGAGAAUGCCUCGACCUUGUUUUCACAAGCUGAUUUGUCCCUCCACUCUCCAAUCCCGGCAGCUGACUAUUCCAGAUAAUUUUCUGAGAAAAUUUGGGUGUGAGCUUUCUUCUGUGGCUACCCUUACUGUUCCUGAUGGCAGUGUGUGGCGAGUAGGCUUACAAAAAUUGGGCAACAAAUUUUGGUUCCUUGAUGGCUGGCAGGAAUUUGUUCAACGCUACUCCAUUGGUGUUGGUUACCUGUUGGUAUUCAGAUAUGAAGGGAAAUCAUCAUUCAAUGUUCAUAUUUUCAAUUUGGCUACUUGCGAGAUAAAUUACCAAUCAAACGCACGAAGCAGUAAUGAAGGGCCUUUCUUUGCAAAUCAACAUCUUAAUUUUGAUGAUAUUGAAGAUGAAGACUCCAUUGCAUUCUUAGAUUCAUCGCCUUCAUCCCUUACUCCUGAUGCAAUGCAGAACAAGGCUUUUCCUGGAGCUCCAGCAUUACAGAAUUUGUUCCAUGGAUCUAAACUCAACUCCAUAAACUGGGGAGAUGGGGGGAAUUCCUUUUCUCCUAAAGGUGCCAAUUCUCAAGACAAUCAGUCAAGCAGAAAUAUAGGUGUUCAGUUUAAUGCAGUUGAAUUCAAAAAGUCUACUGAAGAGCUAAAGUUGCGUUUCUCUAAUGAGGAAAUGCAAAGAGUUAAAAAAACUAUAAGAAAGAAGCGGAAAAUGGAUCCUAAUGGGCAAGCAUCCUCAGCUCAACAUGAAGAAGAGGUGGAAAUACGCUAUAGAUUUUAUGAAAGUGCUUCUGCAAGAAAAAGAACUGUGACAGCUGAAGAAAGAGAAAGGGCAAUUAAUUCAGCAAAAGCAUUUGAACCGGAUAAUCCUUUCUGUCGGGUUGUCCUGCGACCCUCCUAUUUGUAUAGGGGAUGCAUAAUGUAUUUGCCAUCCUGUUUUGCAGAAAAGCAUUUGAAUGGGGUUUCAGGAUUCAUUAAACUCCAAAUCUCUGAUGGAAAACAGUGGCCUGUUCGCUGCCUUUACAGAGGAGGGAGAGCAAAGUUAAGCCAAGGGUGGUUUGAAUUUUCGCUGGAAAAUAAUUUAGGCGAAGGCGACGUCUGUGUUUUUGAACUUCUUAGAAUGAAGGAAGUAGUGUUGAAAGUUACUAUAUUUCGUGUCACUGAGGAUGCAGGAGUGAUGAGCCCCCCUCCUAUGCAUCAACACCGAAACGUGAGCCCAACUAAACUGUUGAAUGCUCCUAUGCAGCAAAACAUCAUCCCAGCCAAACUGAUUAGGAACUAGCAGUGGUUUAAUUUCUGAUAGCCUGAUUGUACUCAUUCGAUCUUGCUUCUGCGUGAUCAGAUGCUUUUCAUGUCCAUAAACACUUUAGGUUCACUUUAGUGGAGUGUAGUUGUUGUAGUUUGGAAAGAUGAUAUUUUCUUGUCCUCUUCGAGACUUGUGAUGUAAAUAGGUUGAUGAGAAACUGUGUCAAGAUGCUGCUAUUGCUGUCUCAUAUCAUAAUGAUCUUGGCUUUGGUUCA